UUUUAGAGGCACUGACGUUCGCAAGAACUUCCUUAGCCAUCUCUACACGACACUAAACCAGAAUGGUAUAUUCACGUACAUCGACAGUGAGGAACUGAGGAAAGGAGAGCAAAUAUCGCCGACCCUUAUGAACGCGAUAGAAGAAUCGCUCUUUGCAAUUAUCAUUUUCUCUGAGAAUUACGCAUCUUCUCCAUGGUGUUUAGAAGAGGUUGUGAAAAUCAUGGAGUGCAAAGAGAGAAAGGGCCUGGUUGUGUUGCCGGUGUUUUACAAAGUGGAACCAAGAGAAGUGAGAGGGGGGAGAGACAGUUACAGGAGAGAUAUGGCUGAGCAUGAGUUCAAGUUCGGGAAGGAUUCGGAGAUAAUGAAGAGAUGGAAGAAGGCUCUUUUCGACGCCGGCAGCUUGUCCGGGUGGGACUUGAAUGAUGGGUAUAUUCUUCUGGAUUUUGUCAGAGAUGAAGCGAUCCUUAUAAAGAAAAUUGUGGAGGAGAUCUCUAUGCAGCCAGACCGAAGACCAUUGCAUGUUGCAAAGCAUCCAGUCGGGAUACAUCGCCAAGUGGAAAAACUGGAAUCAAUGUUAAAUCUUGAGUCGGAUGAUGUCUUCAUGAUAGGAUUAUGGGGCCAGGGAGGCAUAGGAAAAACUACUUUAGCUAAAGCCCUUUAUAAUGGAAUUUUUAGACAAUUUGAGGGUUCAUGUUUUCUGGUAAAUGUUCGAGAAGCUUCAAAAGAUUCCAAGGAUUUAGUUCCUUUACAAGAAAAAUUGUUGGCCGAGAUAUUAUUGGGAAAAACAUCAGUUGUGUAUAGUGUUGAUGGAGGUAUUAAUCUGAUGCAAGAUAGACUUUGCCGCAAAAAAGUUCUCCUGGUUCUCGACGAUGUCAAUGAUGUAAAACAGUUAAAUGCUUUAGCUGGAGAGUGUGAGUGGUUUGGUAAAGGAAGUAUGGUGAUCAUCACUACAAGAGAUAGCCAUUUACUAACUUCCCAUGGGAUAGAAGAAGAUCACAUCUAUGAAGCUAAAGGUCUAGAGUAUUUUGAAGCUUUUGAACUUUUCAAUAAGCAUGCUUUUCCAAGAAACAACAAAGCAGUAAUAAGGAGGGAUCUUGUUAAUAGUGCUUUGCAUUAUGCUAAUGGACUUCCUUUAGCACUUGAGGUAUUGGGCUCUUUCCUUUGCGGGAGAACAGAACGUGAGUGGGAAAGUGCAUUAAAUAAACUUGUUAAAAGUCCUGAAAAAACCAUCAAUGAUGUUCUUAAGUUAAGUUACGAUGGACUAGAGGACUAUGAAAAGGACGUUUUCCUUGAUAUUUGUUGUUUCUUCAAGGGUCGGUCUACAAAGUACAUUAUAAAAGUCCUCAACAGUUGCGACUUUGACACAAUUAUUGGAGUACAAGUUCUUGUUGAGAAAUCUUUGAUAAUUGAAGAGGAAGGGGCCUUGCAGAUGCAUGACUUAAUUCAGUUGAUGGGCAUGGAUAUUGUAAAACAAGAAUGUCGCGAUGAUCCUGGAAGACGCAGCAGGUUAUGGCUUUGUGAUGAUGUUCGUGACGUUCUAUCAGGGGAUAUGGGAACGAAUGCAGUAAAAGCCAUAGUUUUGAAUUUACACAAGCCAGAAGAGAUAUACAUAGGUCACGAUGCUUUCACAAAUAUGAGAAGAUUGAGGAUGCUCAUCAUGAUUAAUGUGCAUAACCCUUUCCAAGGUCCGAUCUGUCUUCCUAAUGAACUAAGAUGGUUUGAAUGGCCCGAAUGUCCUCCUUGGAUUCCAGAAUUUUCCUCUGGUCCAAAGAAGUUAGUCGGACUUGAUAUGCACAAAAGCAACAUCCGAGUAUUGAGGGAGCAAUUUAAGGACUUUAAAAAUUUGAAGUUCAUUAAUUUUAGUGAAUGCCAGUCGGUGGUUUAUAUGCCGGACCUCUAUUGUACUCCGAAUCUAGAGGAAUUGGAUCUCCAUGGGUGCAAAAACUUGAAACGUGCCCACGACUCAGUUGCAUAUCAUGACAAGUUGCAGUUUUUGAAUUUAAGUGGGUGCUCAAAACUUCAUCAUUUCUCCGAUGUGCUCCAGUCCAAGAAUCUUCAACAUCUCAAUCUUAAUCAUUGCUCAAAACUGCAAACAUUUCCCGAUAUUCCGGAGACAAUGAAAGGUUUGCAAAGACUUCGAUUACGAGGGACUUCAAUCGAGGAACUUCCUGUGUCUAUAGCAAAUCUUGUCUCUUUGGAGGAUAUGAUUUUAAGCGAAUGCAAGAAACUGGCAAUCCUUCCUUCCAGCAUUUAUAGGUUACAAAAUCUUGAAAACCUAAGUCUUGAUGGCUGCUCGAAACUAAUCAAGUUUCCAAAGGAGGAGGAGGAUUCGAGUGAUCCCCAAACGAAGACGGGAUUUCCCAAAUUAAAGAUUUUGGACCUUAGUCGGUGCAAUCUAUCAGAAGUGGAGUUCUUGGAGAACCGUUCAUGUUUCCCAACCUUAACAACUAUGAUGUUGUCGGGAAACAAUUUUACUAACCUUCCCGCAUGCGAGCAACUACAUAAUUUGCUCAGCUUGCAGGUUUCGUGUUGCAGACAACUACAAGAGAUCAUCAACAUCCCAGGGAAAUUGUGGUUCGCCCCGGAGGAAAGAUGCCAGAGGAGUUUUGUCCUUGUCGAAGACGGUACCGUAUCAUUCAUGGCUUCACAGGACUUGUACGACAAGUUCCUAGGAUUGAUUGUCUGUGUUGUUUUCAGUGUGGAAGAUGGGGAAAAGGAAGUAUGUUUCGACAUCAUGCCACAUGUAAACGGCCAAAGGCAGAACGUGCUAGCAGGAACUCUCGAUUUAUUUUAUUCGGAUCACGUGUGGAUUCAAUAUCUCGCAACAAUGUGCUGUGGGGAGUGUUGCAAGGAGCAGUUGAUUUCGGUCAAUUCGAGGAGAACAAAAUACUUUAGAGUAUCCAGUGGAACCAUGAAAAAGCUGGGGUAUAUGCUAAAAAGCUGGCGACUAACAGAUGAUUUAAAGGCCGGUCUCGAAGAAAAUCAAUUGGUGGAUCCAAAUUCACUCCGCGAGGCUUCUCAUUCUGAGGAUUCUGAUUCGGAGGAACUUGAGCGGAGGGUAGAGUUUCAACACGAGGCAUUGGACCAAUUGGAUCAUGAUCUCAUUGAUAAAUCUCAUAUCGUUUACUGA
Molecule: messenger RNA, 3130 nt
Organism: Rhodamnia argentea
Lineage: Eukaryota; Viridiplantae; Streptophyta; Magnoliopsida; Myrtales; Myrtaceae
Product: disease resistance protein Roq1-like
Exons: 5
Coding region: 128-3130 (1000 amino acids)
Biological process (GO): signal transduction; defense response
Molecular function (GO): ADP binding; ATP hydrolysis activity
Source: RefSeq, a predicted model, not a curated record